CGGGCUGCCGCCGGCGCUGCAGGGAGGCGUCAGCUCUGCCCAACAAACGCUUGUGGCUGGCUGGGGCCCAACGCCCACCGGUGCGGGGCGGGCCAGCACCAGCGUGGAGCCCCUCAUCAUCAACCCCAACGCCGCUUACGAGAAGUUCAGGGACAAGCGCCUGGGCACCAAGGGAGUGGAUUUCUCUGACAGCAUCAGCAAGACCAGAGCAACGGGCUACGAGUCUGGGGAGUAUGAAAUUCUCGGCGAGGGUCUCGGUGCCAAAGAGACGCCCCAGCAGCGGUACCAGAGGCUGCAGCACGAGGUGCAGGAGCUGGUCAGGGAGGUAGAGCAGAUCCAG
This is a messenger RNA of Pelecanus crispus (Dalmatian pelican), 340 nucleotides long. The record is from RefSeq and is a predicted model, not a curated record. Lineage: Eukaryota; Metazoa; Chordata; Aves; Pelecaniformes; Pelecanidae.